Pseudocercospora fijiensis CIRAD86 is the source of this 669-nucleotide messenger RNA. RefSeq lists its product as uncharacterized. The record is from RefSeq and is a predicted model, not a curated record. NCBI's taxonomy places the organism in Eukaryota, Fungi, Ascomycota, Dothideomycetes, Mycosphaerellales, Mycosphaerellaceae. Bases 1 to 669 code for a protein of 222 amino acids. The transcript is spliced from 5 exons.
AUGACCGCUUGCCGCCACAGCCAUACGGCCUCUAAUUUUCCAAGAAUAUACCUCACCGGAGUCGUGAACGACUUGAAGCCGAUUCCAACUGGCAGAGCUGCGUGUAAAGAUGGAUCCUCCGAGUUACGAGGAACAACCUGGGACAGCGGCUCAAAAGCACCGCACGCGUUGAGUAUUCGAGAAGAGAUUGGCGCAUCCAGAUGGCAGCAUGUAGCCGCUUUGGUCUCGAAAUUGCUACCGCAGGUUCUCACUGCUGAUAUUGCCCUCCGACCAAACGUCAGCAGCAAAGGCGAGCUCGUAGGCUUUGCCGAAGAUGAUCGACCAGUUCUUGUGCAGCUCGAGGGCGACUUCGACGAUAGCCCGUUCUGGACGCAACAGGAAGCACUGGAUUUGCUGCGGCAGCAAAUGUAUGCAGAGGUCGCUGGCGAUGCAACAAGUUCAGCCGUGGAGGAAGCUCUACCCCAGCGAGCCGUGCCGCAGUCGAAGUCAUCGUGGUUUGGAGGACGAAAGCAGAUCAAGGCAGCAGCCACGAAGGUGACCGUGGCGCCCAAAUGCCUGGUUCGGGUCGAAGUUGAGCUGGAGACGGUGAACUUUCGCACUGUGACUGAGUAUGGCUUAUGCGAGACCAUGCGAGGGCGUGGAGUGCUUUUGACCGUGCAUGUCGCAUGA